Messenger RNA from Glossina fuscipes, 2391 nucleotides. Its product is annotated as sodium-dependent nutrient amino acid transporter 1-like. Gene Ontology annotation, molecular function: L-amino acid transmembrane transporter activity. Gene Ontology annotation, cellular component: membrane. Bases 87 to 1898 code for a protein of 603 amino acids. The record is from RefSeq and is a predicted model, not a curated record. Lineage: Eukaryota; Metazoa; Arthropoda; Insecta; Diptera; Glossinidae. The transcript is spliced from 11 exons. Gene Ontology annotation, biological process: sodium ion transmembrane transport.
AAUAGAAGGAAAAAGCGAAACAAAAAAAAAUUUGAUAAACAAUAAAAGUCAAGAGAGAAGAAGAAACAGAAAGCGAAAAACGGAAUAUGAAUAGAGAUGCAAAGAUUACAACAUCAAAAUCUAGCCGACAUCCCAAUGUCGAAGAUCAACAGCGUCAGAGUUGGUCUAGCGGUUUAGAAUUUUUAAUGUCCUGCAUAUCGGUCUCUGUUGGUUUGGGGAAUAUUUGGCGAUUUCCAUUUACCGCAUACGAGAAUGGAGGCGGUGCGUUUUUAGUUCCCUACAUCGUGGUGCUCUUUUUAAUUGGCAAACCUAUGUAUUACUUGGAAGUGUUGUUGGGUCAAUUCACAAGUAGAAGUUCGUUGAAAAUAUGGUCGGUAUGCCCUUCAUUUAUUGGCGUAGGCGUUGGCCAAGCGUAUGCCGGCAUUACUGUAUUAACUUAUUAUUCAUCACUUUUGGCUAUAACACUAUACUAUUUGAUUGCUUCCUUUCAAAAGAUUCUACCUUGGUCUUAUUGCCGCGAUGAAUGGGAGACAAACUGUGUCGAUUCCAAACCCAAGAGCAAUGCAACAUAUCAAACGAAACCCCAAAGCAGUUCCGAGUUGUAUUUCGUAAAAACUGUCAUUCAUGAAUACGACGACAUUUCCGAAGGUAUCGGUUUACCGGAUUGGAGAUUGACUCUUGCAUUAUUUAUUUCCUGGUUAACCACGUUUUUGGUUAUCGUUAAAGGCGUGAAAACAGCAGGCAAAGCUGCAUAUUUUCUGGCUAUAUUCCCUUAUGUCAUUCUUAUAACUCUGCUUGUUCGUGCAGUAACACUCGACGGCGCGAUUGAUGGCAUCAUAUAUUUCUUGAAACCGAACUGGAGUGAGUUAUUAAAUUUAAAGGUAUGGAUGGAAGCUGUUGUGCAAUGUUUUUUCUCAUUGGCCGUGGGCUUGGGACCGCUUGUUAUGUUUUCAUCGUACAAUAAAUUUGACCACAACUCACACAGGGAUGCCAUGAUUGUUACAAGCCUUGACACAAUCACCAGCUUAAUAGCUGGUAUCACAAUAUUUGGAAUUUUGGGGAAUCUAGCUGAUAAUCUUAAUGUAGAGGUGGAUGAAGUGGUGCGUAGUGGUACUGGCUUAGCCUUCAUCUCUUAUCCAGACGCGAUUGCAAAAUUUGAAGCUGCCCCACAACUCUUUUCAGUGUUAUUUUUCGCCAUGUUCUAUGUACUAGGAAUUGGUACGCUUGUAGCCCAGGCUAACACUUUAGUGGCUAUUCUAUGCGACCAAUAUAAAUGGAUGGAUGCUUCGAUCGUUUCAUUGAUAACUACCGUAGGCGGAUUUCUUUGCGGGAUCGUUUAUGUUACUCCAGCCGGUCAAUGGAUAUUAAAUCUUGUGGACUAUUAUGGCGCUACAUUUGUAAUAUUUGGUUUGGCUCUAUUUCAAAUUUGUGGCAUUUCUUGGGUUUACGGUUUGCAAAAUUUUUGCGACGACAUUGAAUACAUGACUAAUCGUCCAGUUUCAUUUUAUUGGCGCAUUUGUUGGUCGAUUAUUACGCCAUUUCUAUUACUUUCCAUUUUUAUAUACUCAAUGGCUGAAUUGAAAACUAUAACCUAUGCUGGCAUGGAGUAUCCAAAAUUGGCAAAUUUUACCGGUUGGUUACUUUUGGCGAUUGGUUUUAUUCAAUUCCCGUUAUGGUUCCUAUGGACUGUGUAUACGCACUAUGAAGGAACUUUUUGGAAAAGUGUUAAAAAGGCGUGUCGACCCGAUGAAUCUUGGGGCCCAAGCGAUCAAUUGAUUAGAAAAGAUUGGUUACUCUACAAGAACAAAAUACGAGAGGACCGAAAGGCGAAAGUUUUGGAUCGGAAAACUUUGCAUUUUUGGCAGAAACUUGUAAAUGUUUUCAGUAAAAAUGGAUAGUGUUCGCGGAUGUACGCAAUCGUAUAUUUCUGUUUAAAGUUGCGGCAUUUAAAAUUUUAACGCACCAGCGUGUAUAUGCUAAGAUAGAAUAGAUAAAGCUCGUACUUGUAUUAUAAAAAAUAUAAGCAAUAAUCACAAUAUCAUCAACAAUAACACAAUUAGGGAUCGAAGUCCAAAGGAGCAGCACGCAUAAAUCUCAAUUUGAAAGAUUCUCGUUAAUUAAUUAUUCGUUCUACCUGACUUUCCGACUAUUAUAAUAUUAGCUGCACUUACCAAUACCAGCUUGUUUACUUUCAAGUUUAUUUUGCACCACCAAUAAAGCACGCUGUGCCACGAAACUUUUUGCCUUUGCUGUCCUUUUUUUCUUUUUACUUUCUCCUUUUUUCAUAAACAAAGUUAACGGUAAUUUACGUAACUUAUAAUACAAUAGAAACUUCGCAGCAAUAGACCCCGGCUCCUACUCGCGAUUCAAAGUACAAGCUUCCAUAUAUGU